GUAAUCCCCUGCACCGUGUCUUCUCCCUUUCGCCUCUGGGCUCUGGUGCUCUCCUUCCAAUCCAAGGUCUGACCGUGAGGCCGACACCGAGCCUAGGGUUUGCUCCGGCUCGCCGCCGAUCGAAUCAGCAGCCCGUCGCCGAUCAAGCAGCCCCGCCGCCGUCGACGCCGCGAUGCAGAGGUACGGGCUGCAGCUCCGCACGAAGCCGGCGGCGUCCUCGUCGUCGCGCGCGCCGCCGCCGCCUGCGCGGCCCCUGGCGGCCUUCGCCGACGACGAUGACGACGAUGUGGAGGCCGAAAUCCUCCGCCAGGCCGCAAAAAAGCGCGCCCUCCAGAAGGUGGAGGAGCAGCAGAAGAAGGCCAUGGAGGAGGAUCCAUCGGUGUUCGCGUACGACGAAGUGUACGACGACAUGAAGGAGAAGGAAGCCCGCCCCAAGAUGCAGGCUAAGGUCGUCCGCGAGUCAAAAUAUAUUGCACAACUUAAGGAAAAAGCAGAGCAACGUAAACGAGAACAAGAUAUAAUAUACGAGAGGAAGCUUCAGAAAGAGAGGAGCAAGGAGGACCACCUUUUUGGGGACAAGGAUAAGUUUGUAACAUCUGCCUACAGGAAGAAACUUGAGGAACAACAAAAGUGGCUUGAGGAAGAGAGAAUCCGGCAACUUCGAGAAGAAAGGGAAGAUGUAACUAAAAAGAAAGACCUGAGUGAUUUUUACUUUGGGCUUGAGAAGAAUGUUGCUUUCGGUGCACGGACGCAUGGCAACGCAAAACAUGCCGAUCCUCAAAAGUCAGACAAUAAGCGAGAGGAUACUAAAUCUAGCAGUCUUGAUGCUGAAGUCUCCGAGCCUUCUCCAAAGCGUAGAAGAGAAUCCAGUGUAGGAUCAGAGAGGGCUAAGAGUGUGGAAGAACCCUCGGGAAGUCAACCAAAGGAUUCAACAGCUGCUGCAUCUACUGAGAAAAAUGACGCUGAAGUUCCUUCGAAUGCUUCUCAGACCCCACAGAACAUUCAGCCAGUAAAGGUUACUGAUGAGCACUACAAAAGAAGUGAUGAUGCACUUGCUGCUGCAAGAGCGCGAGCUCUGGCCCGAAAGAAAGCGAAAGAGCAGCAAUUGUGAAGCAUGGUGGGAAAAAAAGUUUACCGAUCCUUGAGCUUGAGGGAUAAUUUAAAAUUUUAUUUGACAGGAUCGUGUAAAGAUUGUAAUCUGAUUGAUAGCUGCCUUGCACCUUGGAAAACAUUUUUUUAGUGGAUGUUGCAUAUGUAUCUUGUAAAAAGACCCUUUUAAUCAUCACUCACUAUGGUGUGUCAAAUGUGUUUUGCCAUGUCUGGUUUGAAA
Molecule: messenger RNA, 1330 nt
Organism: Panicum hallii
Lineage: Eukaryota; Viridiplantae; Streptophyta; Magnoliopsida; Poales; Poaceae
Product: nuclear speckle splicing regulatory protein 1-like
Exons: 4
Coding region: 173-1111 (312 amino acids)
Biological process (GO): regulation of alternative mRNA splicing, via spliceosome
Source: RefSeq, a predicted model, not a curated record